AUGGCGCCUGAAGAAAAGUCAGUACCCAAAAGGACACAGAGUUGGUGGGUAGCCUUACCUGUAACAUCGACAGCGUUAUUCGCAUCCACUCUCCUCAUCAUUUGGCAACUCCUCAUCAACUCUGUGGUCCCGGACCCCUAUUUGGACGAGGUGUUCCAUGUUAGACAAGCACAGGCAUAUUGGGUGCAUCGGUGGCGGCAAUGGGAUCCUAAAAUUACCACUCCUCCAGGAGUAUACAUAUGCUCAUACAUAAUCGGGGCUGCUUUAUUCGCCGUCGGGUUACGGCCAACGCACCCCACAGCUUCGUUUUUCCGCUACGGAAACAGCAUUGGAUUGUUCAAUAUCCUUCAACUUAAGCUUAGAAAGCUUAUAGGAUAUAUAUGGAAUGACAAUCUCGUGUCAACGACUAAAAGUUCGGCUGUUUCUGUUUCGCUGAAUUGUCAAGAGCUGUGGGAGAGGAAUCUGACAGUGUUGAAUAUUUGUCUCUUUCCUCCGCUAUUUUUCUUUUCUGGACUCUACUACACAGACAUAGCCGCUCUCUUAAUUGUGGUGGAAGCUUAUAUCUGUGAUUUCAGCCGGAGUCAUCACCGUGAUGCCCGAUCAACCUUUGGUGAUAAUAUGGUUGCCUUAUCCUGGAGAGAUUUCCGGUUCUUGAUAUACGGCUUCCUUUCUCUGACAUUCAGACAAACCAACAUCUUUUGGGUGGCUGUCUUUCUAGGAGGGCUACGGGUUGUGAAAACACUGCAUAGGGUGACAAUUGAUUGUCAAUCCACCGACGUUUGGAGAAUUGCUCAGGGUAGCUGGGAACUCCAUCAACUUUAUGACCCUCCAGUUAGCCAGGCAUCUUUCCAAGACUAUUUAAAAACGUUGGUUUCCUUAGGCACCUCAGCUGUAGCGCAUAUUGCCCAAGUAAUUAUUGCGCUGCUCCCCUACUUACUCUUUCUUGGUGCAUUCGGACUAUUUGUCAUAUGGAACGGAUGUGUAGUUCUAGGCGACAAGGAAUUCCAUACUGCGGGCCUCCACCUCCCGCAAAUGCUCUAUAUAUGGCCAUACUUCAUAUUCUUCUCGUGGCCAAUAGUCUUCAUACCCUUCGCCAUAUCCGUCCUCCAACGGUCCUUAACGAAAACUCUUCUCAGCAUGAAAACUGCAGCAAUUUUUCUUCCAUUAAUGCUAAUAACCGUCCACUUUAAUACUGUUGUCCACCCAUUCACCCUAGCCGACAAUCGCCAUUACGUUUUCUAUAUAUUCCGCAUUCUACUGAGGCAUCCGCUAAUAAGAUAUUUGGUCACGCCCAUUUACUUUAUUUGCGCAUGGGCUGUCCUUGCAACUUUCAGCGCAAACUCUCCAUCAGGUUCAGAAACCUAUGCGCCAGAUGAUAGCAGCUCUAAAAGUAGCCAAAGUCCGCCAACGAAGGCGCGAGAGAAUGAUCCACCUCGAGUUCGAGUUAGUUUUGUUCUUAUCUGGCUAAUAGCCAGCUCUCUUUCUCUGAUUAUGGCACCUCUCGUUGAACCGCGAUAUUUCCUCAUACCAUGGGUGAUCUGGCGGCUUCACGUCCCGCAGCCAUCAACCAGAAUGAACGGGCUCCCAAAUGGUUUCGGGAGGGAAUUUAACCGUGCCAAAUUACUACGAUAUCUUCCUCUACUCUUAGAGACUGCGUGGUACAUUGUCAUUAACGUAGUUACCGGGUAUAUGUUUUUAUAUCGAGGGUUUGAGUGGCCACAGGAACCAGGGCCGGUACAAAGGUUUAUGUGGUGA
Messenger RNA from Paracoccidioides brasiliensis Pb18, 1755 nucleotides. Its product is annotated as dolichyl-P-Glc:Glc(2)Man(9)GlcNAc(2)-PP-dolichol alpha-1,2- glucosyltransferase. Gene Ontology annotation, biological process: dolichol-linked oligosaccharide biosynthetic process; protein N-linked glycosylation. Bases 1 to 1755 code for a protein of 584 amino acids. The transcript has 3 exons. The record is from RefSeq and is a predicted model, not a curated record. Gene Ontology annotation, molecular function: dolichyl pyrophosphate Glc2Man9GlcNAc2 alpha-1,2-glucosyltransferase activity. Gene Ontology annotation, cellular component: endoplasmic reticulum.